AUGGAUAAAUUUAAUUACGAAUUAGUAAAAGAAUUUCCAAAGCAUAAUGAAAAUUUAAAAAAUAACGACCUAAUUCGGGGUUUAGAAUAUAAGUAUUGCUUUCCUAAUGGAGGUAUUGGGGGAUAUAAUAAUAUAUAUCUUAAAUUCUCAGAAGAUAGAUGCAUGAAAGCCUUGUCAUUUGCAUCAAGAAUAAAACCGAAUUAUAAUAUUGAAUAUGGAUAUUGGGAAGAAGCAAAUUGUUUUUUCUUAUAUUAUUGGCUGCAUAAUGAAUUUAAUGCUAAUGGUAUAAGUCAAUAUACAAGCAAUAUUUAUAAGGCAUUGUUUAAUGCACUACAUAAAAAUUCUAAUAACAUAUGCAGAUAUUACAAGUAUAAAGUAAUUUUAGAAGAAGAAUUCACAAAACUCAACAACUUAUAUGACAUUUAUAAAAAGAUUCAAUGCAUAGAAAAUUCAUGUUCAACUUGCAAAAAUAAGUGCGAUUGUAUUAAUGAAUGUUCAAAUAAAUAUGAAAGCUAUAAUAAAACCUGUAACUCUAGUAGGGAAUGUUCUUAUUGUGAGGCAUUAAACAAUAUUAAAAAUGAAUUCAUCAAUCUACAAAAAUUAAAUCAUGAUUGUUUUAAUGUUAAACACAAAGAGUUACAUAGUAAAAAAAUUGAAAGGAAAAAUAUAACAUCCACCAGAAUUAGUAAAAGAAAAACUGCUAUAAUAUCAACUAUACUAAUAUUAAUAAUACCCGCUUUAUUAUUUAUAAUUUAUAAGUUCCUUCCAUAUAAUUCAUGCUUGUAUCGUAAAAUAAAAAAGAUAAUAAAUAGGUGCCCUGGUUUCACGGAAGAAUGGCGUAAAACGGAAAACUCAGAAAUAUAUAACAAUAUAUUUUGUAAUAGUAAUUAUAAUGUCUUAUAUAGUUCCCAUUAUAUUGACGAUUAA
Messenger RNA from Plasmodium gonderi, 927 nucleotides. Its product is annotated as variable surface protein. The transcript has 3 exons. Lineage: Eukaryota; Apicomplexa; Aconoidasida; Haemosporida; Plasmodiidae. The record is from RefSeq and is a predicted model, not a curated record. Bases 1 to 927 code for a protein of 308 amino acids.